Wasmannia auropunctata (little fire ant) is the source of this 3200-nucleotide messenger RNA. RefSeq names its product sodium/potassium-transporting ATPase subunit alpha-like. NCBI's taxonomy places the organism in Eukaryota, Metazoa, Arthropoda, Insecta, Hymenoptera, Formicidae. The transcript is spliced from 10 exons. The record is from RefSeq and is a predicted model, not a curated record. Gene Ontology annotation, molecular function: ATP hydrolysis activity; P-type sodium:potassium-exchanging transporter activity; ATP binding. The coding region runs from base 128 to 3112 and encodes 994 amino acids. Gene Ontology annotation, cellular component: membrane. Gene Ontology annotation, biological process: proton transmembrane transport; sodium ion export across plasma membrane; potassium ion import across plasma membrane.
GUGUCUGUAUUUUAUGACACGUUUUUUAAAGAAAGAUGCACAUUUUUUUAAUUUUGACGAUAUACAUGUUUUAAAUUUUGAAAAUGUCACUUUUUUUCUAAGUAAUUUUAUUCGCGUAUGGUGAAAAAUGUGGCGAUUCUUUCAUAAAACGCAACAGCAGCGCAAUCGCGAUCUGGACGCUCUUCGUCGGGAUAUCGACACGGACGUGCACAUUAAAUCGGCGGGGGAUUUAUUGCAAAAUUUACAGGUGGAUCAUAAACGGGGCUUAUCUACGAUCGUUGCGAAAAAUCGCCUACGAGAUCAAGGACCAAACGCACUGACUCCACCGAAGAGGACCUUGAAGAUUCAAAAGAUCUUGCAGCGAUGCUGCGGAGGAUUUUCCUUGCUAAUAUGGAUUGGUGCCAUUUUGUGCUUCGGUAACUACUUUUUGGAGUUGAAUACCUACGGUGAGGCUUCCGAGGAUCACCUCUGGCUCGGUGUGGUCCUGAUUGCGCUGAUCAUGAUCACCGGCGUGUUCAGUUAUUAUCAAGACUCCAAGAGCUCGCGUAUCAUGGAAUCGUUCCAGCAGAUGAUACCGCAACGCGCCAAGGUUCUGCGGGACGGCGAGAGAAAGGAGUUGCUGGCGAUCGAGCUGGUGGUCGGGGACAUCGUCCUGCUGGAGACCGGCGACCGGGUGCCCGCUGACAUUAGAAUCCUGGAAUGUCAAGGUUUGAAGGUCGAUAAUGCGCCGAUUACGGGCGAAUCGAUACCACUGAUACGAACGGCUAAUAUUCCGCAAACCGGAAAUGUUAUUCAAGCGAAGAACAUGGUAUUCUUUUCUACGAACGUUGUCGAAGGUAGCGGAAGAGGCGUCGUUGUGGCCUGUGGCGAUAACACGGUGAUGGGUAGAGUGGCCAAACUAACGUCGAGAUUGCCGACCCGACCUACGCCUCUCUCCAGGGAGAUACAUCGCUUCAUGAAACUCGUCUCGUGCUGGGCCAUCUUUCUGGGUGUCUCGUUCUUCGUCAUGUCCAUAGUGAUGGGCUACGGCUGGAUCGACUCGGUAGUGUUUCUGAUUGGCAUCAUCGUGGCGAACGUGCCGGAGGGUAUUAUCGCCACGAUGACGGUCAGCCUGACCUUGACCGCCAAGAGGAUGGCCAACAAGAAUUGCCUAGUGAAGAAUCUCGAGGCCGUCGAGACUCUGGGAUGCACCGCCGUUAUCUGCAGCGACAAGACCGGCACCCUCACGCAAAAUAAGAUGACCGUGCGACAUGUGUGGUACGACGGUCAGCUGCGCGAGGUGUUGGCGUCGGACACGUGGCGGAAAUAUGCCAACAAUCGAGGUUUCGAAAAUCUGGCCAGAGUAGCGAGUCUCUGCAAUCGCGCCGAGUGGGUACCGAUGCCCGAGGACAAGCCUCUGCUACCUUUACAUAAAAGACAGAUCCUGGGAGAUGCCUCGGAUGCGGCUUUACUGAGAUGUAUGGAGGUCCUCGUGAAGGGAGGAGCUGAUUUCUUCAGGAAGGACUAUAUCAAGAUAUUGGAGAUUCCCUUUAAUUCGACUGACAAAUUCCAAGCGAACGUGCAUCUAUUUCGCGGCAAGUAUCUCGUGUGUUUCAAGGGCGCUCCCGAACGUGUCCUCGAACGCUGUUCGAUGGUAGCGUUCGGUAACGAGACUAAGACUUUGAACGAGGAGACAAGGGCAGCGUACACAGAAUCCUGUUACAUCUUGGCGAACAACGGAGAACGCGUUCUCGGCUUUGCCGAUCUCGAACUCUCGACCGCCGCCUUCCCCGUGGGUUAUCACUUCGAGGCCGAUCCUCCAAAUUUUCCCCUCGAAAACUUGAGAUUGAUCGGGCUAAUAGCCAUGAUGGACCCGCCACGGCCAACUGUCCCCGAUGCCGUGUACAAGUGCCGUUGCGCCGGCAUCAAAGUCAUCAUGGUGACCGGUGAUCAUCCCGACACCGCUAAAGCGAUCGCCAAGUAUGUCGGCAUCAUUACCGACCACGAUGACCACGAUAAUAUCAACGGCAAUGCCAAGAAACAAGACAUUGUGGUGACGGGCGCACAGCUGCGAGAUUUGCUACCGGAGCAACUGGACCAACUGAUCAGGCAGUAUCGGGAGAUUGUGUUUGCCAGGACGUCGCCGGUGCAAAAACUGCAAAUCGUCGAGAGCUGCCAGCGGUUGCAUCUGAUUACCGCGGUUACCGGUGACGGUGUCAACGACUCGCCAGCCUUGAAGAAGGCCGACAUCGGUAUCUCUAUGGGCAUCACAGGAUCCGACGUGAGCAAGCAAGUGGCGGACUUAAUACUGCUGGACGACAAUUUCGCGUCGAUAGUGACGGGCAUCGAGGAGGGCCGACGGAUAUUCGACAAUCUCAAGUCGAGCAUCGCUUAUACUCUAGCGAGCAACGUGCCGGAGAUAACGCCUUUCUUAGCAUUCAUCGUUCUCGGGAUUCCUUUGCCGGUCGGUGUGAUUUGCAUCUUAUGUAUCGAUCUGGGAACGGACAUGUGGCCGGCGGUCUCCUUGGCUUACGAGAAGUCCGAGUCGGAUAUAAUGUUGAGAAAGCCCAGAAUACCCCAUAGCGAUCAUCUGGUCAGCCGGAAACUGAUUUUCAUGGCGUACGGUCAGAUCGGCAUGAUUGAGGCGUGCGCGGGUUUCUUCACGUAUUUCGUGGUGAUGGCGGAACACGGUUUUCUGCCUAAACGACUGUUAGGUCUAAGACCACAGUGGGACAGUCCGGCGGUGAAUGACCUGGAGGACAGUUAUGGACAGGAGUGGACCUACGAGCAGCGCAAGAUCCUCGAGCACACCUGCCACACCGCCUUCUUCGUCAGCAUCGUGAUCGCUCAAUUGGCGGAUGCGAUGGUCUGCAAAACCCGCCGCAACUCAUUACUGCGCCAGGGUAUGGGCAACUGGACCCUGAAUCUGGGCCUGCUCCUUGAAAUCGCCCUGGCUUGCGUGAUCUGCUACGCGCCCUACAUGGAUCGCAUCCUGAAGACGUAUCCCUUGAAGCCAGAGUGGUGGCUACUCGGUGUGCCGUACGCCAUCGUCAUAUUAAUUUACGAGGAGUUGCGGAAAUGGUGGAUUAGAAGAAAUCCAGGCGGCUGGUGGGACAGAGAGACUUCGUACUAGGUAACGAUACGCAAAAAACGAAAACUGGAAACAUCAAGGGAAGAAACUGGAAUUUCAUAUCCUUUUCUCGAUGUGUGGACUUUAGUGU